Molecule: messenger RNA, 1127 nt
Organism: Saitoella complicata NRRL Y-17804
Lineage: Eukaryota; Fungi; Ascomycota; Saitoellomycetes; Saitoellales; Saitoellaceae
Exons: 3
Coding region: 163-1038 (291 amino acids)
Source: RefSeq, a predicted model, not a curated record
GGAGGAUGUGAGUAGCGGGGCAUCAUCCGCAUCUCGAGGACGUCACGGAACACGUACUGUCACCAUACCCCGGUGUUUGCAUCUCCGCUGAAAAGCAUUAACUCACAAGCGAGUCCAGGCAGAUAUCAGCCUCCGCCUGCUGGGUUUAAAGAAGAUUCGCCUAUGCCUGAGAUCAAACCCGAGCCGUCUGAUGACUCGAGCGAAGGGGAUCCAUAUAAAGAUUGGGGACCGCCGACGUAUGCGUAUCCUGAUCCUACUGUGCCAGAUCGCUGGCUACAACGCGAAGCGAUCAUGACACGCAACAAAGCCGCCUUCAACCUCUGGAUUGACUGGUUCAACUCCGGCGAAAAGGGCGACGAAAUCCCCAAUCGCAUGCUCCACCCCGACCACGUCUACUCCGACCCCAACUUCGGCGGCAACGGAAUCCGACACAUGGUCGAGUGGACAAACUACUUUCGCUCGCGGUUUCAUGGUUCGCGUAUCACCGUCAAACGGCUGGCGGCGGAGGGUGAGACGGUGAUGUCGAUGUGCGAGUUGACCGCGACACAGGUUGGGGAACAUAUGGGACGGCCGGGAGAGGUGAGAGAGAUGAAUGGGAGGUAUUCGGCAGCUGAUACGUUUAGGGAUGGAUUGAGGGUUGAGACGAUCAUGAUCAUGGAUUUUGAGGCGAUGAGGACCAAGGAGUGGACCAAGGUUGCGUCGAGUGAGCAUGUUACGACAGAUGUCAGGAUCCCCGUUUCGAGACCGGACAGUCGGGCUGGACCUUCGAUUGCGGAGUUUCGGAGACCUGCGAGCACGAGUAGGGAGAGUGACUGUUCUGUUACGUUGCCGUCGGCGUUGGAACAGGUGCUGUUAGGACAGGUUGCGAGUGAGGCGAGUACGCCUGAUUUGGGGAAGCUUCGAGUUCAGAGUAGGCCGAGGAGUGCGUCACCUAGGAGGCGGACGAGGGGUAGGGCGAUGUCGAGGGAGAGUAUUACGUUGAGCGAUAUCUUGUGUGAUAUUGAUGAUGGACCGGCUUCAAAGAGGCAUCAGCCUUAGCGAAGGGCUUUGGAGUGUUCUUUAAGGGUUCAUGCAUUUUCAAGAGAUGAGUGUUUGUCAUACGAUAUACGAAUUCCAAGGUUUCCACU